Messenger RNA from Trematomus bernacchii (emerald rockcod), 1621 nucleotides. RefSeq names its product calcium-activated potassium channel subunit beta-4-like. Gene Ontology annotation, molecular function: calcium-activated potassium channel activity; potassium channel regulator activity. Gene Ontology annotation, biological process: potassium ion transport; detection of calcium ion. The transcript is spliced from 4 exons. Bases 119 to 910 code for a protein of 263 amino acids. Gene Ontology annotation, cellular component: voltage-gated potassium channel complex; membrane. NCBI's taxonomy places the organism in Eukaryota, Metazoa, Chordata, Actinopteri, Perciformes, Nototheniidae. The record is from RefSeq and is a predicted model, not a curated record.
ACACAUCACCUCCUCUUCCUCUUCUUCUUCCUCCUCGUCCUCAUCUUCCUCUCCUCUCCUCCGCCGGUCCUCCGCUCCUCUCCAUGCCGGCGGACUGGAGCUCUUCGCCGGACUCAGCAUGGCGAAGAUCCGCGUCUCCUACGAGUAUUCGGAGGCCGAGGACAAGAGCAUCCGGCUGGGUUUGUUCCUGAUCGCCUGCGGGAUCCUCAGCCUCUUCAUCCUGGGCUUCUGCUGGCUGAGCCCCACGCUGCAAAGCCUGCAGAGCAAGCCGGCAAACUGCACGGUGGUGUCGGUGCUGCGUCCGGAGGAGAUGUUCGAGUGUAUUUUCACGUGUGGAGCAGACUGUAAGGGAACGUCUUUAUAUCCCUGCCUGCAGAUCUUCGUCAACAACUCAGAGUCUAACUCUGUGGCUCUGCUGCACUUUGACGAGCAGCAGCUGGUCCUCAACCCAAAGUGUUCGUACGUGCCUCCGUGUGAACGAGACAACCAGAAGAACCGAGACAGCGUCCUGUGGUGGGAGGACUACUUCAGCCGGGAGGUGAGCAGCCAGGUCUUCACCUGCUUCUUCAACCAGCAGCGCAGGCCGGACGACGUGUUGUGGCGGCGUUCCCACGACACCAGCGUGCUGCUGCACUGCGUCCUGUGGCCGAUGGUUUCUCUUCUGCUCGGCACGCUCAUCGUGCUCCUGACCGUCUGUGCUCGAUCCCUCGCCGUCCGGGCCGAGGCGCUCCAGAAGAGGAAGUUCUCCUACGAGGUCUGCCAGGAUCUCUCGGCCUCCGGGUCCUCGGAGCGCCGUGGACACAAAGCCGAAGACCCGCUAACGAACUCUGACCCCGAAACGUCUUCUUCUCCGACUCGAACCCUGCCUCUGUUCGCUGUUCCGGUGCGACGUCGAGAUCGGGAACACUGAGACAAAAAAUGGGAAGUUUGUUUUGAAUUUAAAUCAGGAUGCUUAGUUGUAAAGCCGGUGGGCGAAGACAGCUAACGUGCUAACGACGACGCUAACUUAUCAUGGGUUGAAACCAAGAAAUCUGAGAAGAGGAAGAUGAUGGGAAAACCAGCAGAAGAUGUUCCUCUGGAUUUAAGAUGCUGUUGAGUUCUGUGAUGUAAUCAGCAUUUGUUAUCCGCUUACUGUGCUGUACCCUGAGGGUUUAGGACUCACGCCUGCAGUCUCGUUGUUGCUCUGAUGGUACGAUGAAUUUAAUGUCAGGAAAAGUGACUUUAAUGUAGCGCUUCUAUAAAUGUAGUUUUCCCUUCGAGUCCCAGUAGCCAUAAUGUAAAUAAAUAGCGAGCCAAAGUCCUGACGUCCUGUAACUGUAAGAAGUAGAGCUGCAACCACAGACCAGUAAUACACAACUAUAAUGUCAUUUAAUGCAAAAAUGUCCAGAAAUGCCACUCGUAUAUGAAGACAUGGAGUUAUAUAUCAUCACAGACACAACAAGACAUUUAGAAACCUAAUACUGGACUUUGAGAAACUAGGAUGGAUGUUUUUUUUUACAAUUUCUCACGUUUUCUGGAAAGAUAUUUGGCAGAAUAUUAAAUUAUUGUUAGUUGCAGCUCUACUUUAAAGACUCAAUGCAAUCUUUCAUCAAGGGUUUCUUCCAUCAGUCUUUCUUGGAGA